Molecule: messenger RNA, 710 nt
Organism: Meriones unguiculatus (Mongolian gerbil)
Lineage: Eukaryota; Metazoa; Chordata; Mammalia; Rodentia; Muridae
Gene: Pebp4
Product: phosphatidylethanolamine binding protein 4
Exons: 6
Coding region: 1-681 (226 amino acids)
Source: RefSeq, a predicted model, not a curated record
AUGAAGCUGGCUGCAGUGGCCUUUUGCUUGUGCCUCAUCGCAGGCGCCGUAUGGCUGGGCCUCACACUGACAACAUCAACUGAGUCCGGAGAGACAGUAGAAAGCUGUGUUGCUGAACCCAUCGAGGAAGCAGAUGCUUCAUUCUGCAGUAACCUGGAAGUUACCUACGUGGAGGUGGGGAACGUCACCUGCAAAAUCAUUCCUCAGUGUAACCAUUUCAGACAGAAGAUCACCGCGUGGCCUCCGCCCCAAGUCAAAUUCCGAGAAGCCGAGAGCGAUAAAUCGUACGUGCUGGUGAUGGUGGAUCCGGAUGCGCCCAGCAGGAAUGAGCCCACCAUGAAAUACUGGAGACACUGGGUGGUGUCCGACAUCAUAGGUGCUAACAUAAAAAAUGGGCUUCCUCGGGGCAAUGUGCUAACCGCAUACGAGCCUCCUACCCCACCCCCGACCACGGGUCUACAUCGCUACCAGUUCCGCCUCUAUCGUCAGGGAGACAAGCAGGUCUCCAUCUCAAGUAACGAAAACAAAAACCGAGGUGCUUGGAACCUAGACAAAUUUCUGGCGGAUCACAAUCUGAGCAUUCUUGAGGCAAGCACCCAAUACAUGACGGAGUUUGAUGGGGAAAUACCCAACUUUAAUAAAGUUCAAAGGGAUGACGGGGAUGACACAGAAGAUAACUGAUGACAAGGUAGAAGAUAACUGUUCACUGA